ACUGGUUGAGCGUUUAAAUCGCGCCCUUGUUGUUUACGAGGAGCAGUUCCUGGCUGAAGCAUGUAGUUUUCCAGUUGUAUUUUUUUAUGUGAUUUUAUGUUAAAUGAGUAUGGAACAAAACUCCGAGUCAAAAUCUGUCCUUUGCACAUUGCUGGAUAAAAACGAUCAGUCCAAAUAUGUGUUUUUUACACAAAAACGAUCAGCGGGUGACAUAAACAUAGGAUUUACCAAUGGUGAAGAUGUUUGGAAAACACAUCUUUCAGAGGAGAUUCUGUCUCAGCUUUUCAAGACAUUUUCAUUGAAGUCCACAGAGGAUUAUACCUUCAAACUCAAAUGUGCGUGUAAAGCUGGCAGAGCCUUUGUGAAGCUGCAGGAGGACAGUGCUGUGCUGCAUUUAGGAUCGGAGCCCAAAGACCUCAGUCUGUCCCUGUCCAAACUCAAAGACUCGGAGGGAAGGACAGAAGUCAAGGAACUGCUUUUUAAAAUGGCUGACAGCUUGCAACAGCUAGAAAGUCAAGGUUCUUCAUCCUCAUUCAGUCCAGUCAAGAGUCCUCAGAAAUGGAGUGCUGAAUUUGAACCUAGGAAACAGCAUAAGGGUCCAGUAGUAGCAGUCAAAAAACGUCUUCCUGGAGAUUCUCUCAUCAACCCAGGAACAAAAAGAAAGAAACCUGCAACAGGUGUGGCUUUUGAUGACGAAGACGAUGAUUGAAGUCAGCACGACCACUGAGUUUUAUAAAAAAAUAAGAAUUGUACCUUUUAACCAACUCAACACUAUCUGUUUUUAAAAUGUAACUUGGACAGAAAUCAGUGUGAACUGUUUCAAGUCAUCAUGUACUGUUUAAGGUUUUAUUAAAUGACAUUACUAAAUGAUUUCUUCAUAUUGUAUCCUUUUUAAAUGCGUUUCUAAUAAAAAUGGUAUUUUUAAA
Messenger RNA from Cyprinus carpio (common carp), 926 nucleotides. It is a transcript of the gene paxx, whose product is annotated as PAXX non-homologous end joining factor. Gene Ontology annotation, biological process: double-strand break repair via nonhomologous end joining. Gene Ontology annotation, cellular component: site of double-strand break; nonhomologous end joining complex; nucleus. NCBI's taxonomy places the organism in Eukaryota, Metazoa, Chordata, Actinopteri, Cypriniformes, Cyprinidae. The record is from RefSeq and is a predicted model, not a curated record. Gene Ontology annotation, molecular function: molecular adaptor activity.